AUGUCUUCCUCCGACAGUAGUGCUCUGCUGGACGUAGAAUUUCUUGUCGUCGGCGGUGGGCUUGCUGGUCUUACAGUCGCGUUCGCGCUCGCAGAAGCUGGGCACCGCGUGCGCGUCAUCGAGAAGCGUGGACUUGGCGUUCCCGCAGGCGGGAUACGGGUGCCCCCCAACGUGAGCAAGCUGCUCGCGCAAUGGGUGCCCCGCGAAGAGCUGCUACGCAUCGGCAUCCCCUGCGCUGGGACGCCCCUCCGUCACUUGGACGAUGAUGGCAAAUAUGUCGGGUUCCUCCACUGGAAGGCCGACGUCAUGAGGGAACUUGGCGGCGACUUCCUGGUCAUGCACCAUGAAGACCUCCAUAGACUGCUCUACGAGCUCGCGACGUCCGUCGGCGUGCGCGUCGACUUCGAAACCGAAGUUGUCGCCGUCCAUCAAGGCUCGGACAAGGUACCCAACCCGAGCGUAUCGCUCUCAACAGGCGAGGUCAUCACCGCGGACUUCUUGAUUGGCGCAGAUGGCCCGCGGAGCAUCGUCCGCAAGACCGUCCUCGGGCGGGAAGACAUCGUGGAGCCGAGCUACCUGACGGUGUACACCACUACGAUACCGGGCGAGAAGAUGAGGGAAGAUCCGGAGAUGCGGCAGUGGCUAGAGUCGCCUGAUUGGCCGAUAUGGAUGGGCAAUAAUCGUAGCAUAUGUGAGACAUGGGAGGACCUCGUACCUGUCAACAGCCUUGACUUUUCGAGCCACGCACCAAUAGUGCAGAAGCUCCUGAGCUUCGCACCACACCUCAUACAGGGUAUCGAGCGCUGGUUUGACGACACGAGCAGGAUCGUGCUCAUAGGCGAGUCGGCACAUCCAUGGCAGCCCGGAGGCACGCACUCCGUGAGCAUCGCGCUCGAGGACGCCGUGCUUUUCGGCACGCUCUUCGCGCGGCUCGCCUCCUGGGAACAGGUGCCGUCCUUCCUCUCCGCGUACCAAGAGCUCCGCGAGGAGCGCUGCGCGAUCGCCCGCGCGAGACGCGCGGGAUGCGACAUGCGCAAGAGCAGCGCAGACGAGUGGGACGAGGGGAUGACGAAGGAGAACUUCGAGGAGAUGGCAUGGGUCUUCGGCUACGUCGCGUCGGACGAGGCGGAGGAGUGGUGGGUCAAUUGGGGGCGGUACGCUCAGGAGAUGAGGGGCGGCGAGGAGACGAAGCACAUGAGCUUCAACUUCCAGAUGAUGGCGAUGAUGGCGUCCGCACAUACGGAGGUUACACACGAGGCGUCGACUGAGGAGUGA
This is a messenger RNA of Fomitopsis serialis, 1275 nucleotides long. RefSeq lists its product as uncharacterized. The record is from RefSeq and is a predicted model, not a curated record. The coding region runs from base 1 to 1275 and encodes 424 amino acids. Gene Ontology annotation, molecular function: FAD binding; monooxygenase activity. Lineage: Eukaryota; Fungi; Basidiomycota; Agaricomycetes; Polyporales; Fomitopsidaceae. The transcript is spliced from 9 exons.